Drosophila busckii is the source of this 1112-nucleotide messenger RNA. Its product is annotated as ribosomal RNA small subunit methyltransferase NEP1. Gene Ontology annotation, biological process: rRNA base methylation. The coding region runs from base 39 to 797 and encodes 252 amino acids. Gene Ontology annotation, cellular component: nucleolus; small-subunit processome. Gene Ontology annotation, molecular function: rRNA binding; rRNA (pseudouridine) methyltransferase activity. The transcript is spliced from 2 exons. Lineage: Eukaryota; Metazoa; Arthropoda; Insecta; Diptera; Drosophilidae. The record is from RefSeq and is a predicted model, not a curated record.
AUUUAUAACAAAAAUUAAUAAAUAAAUAAAAUACAACAAUGGGCGGCCAGGGAAAAACAAUAAAUCGCAAACGCAAAUUUGUGGGACGCAAGGAGGAUGACCCCGAAUUUGAUAUGGACAAAAAGAAUUUCAAAGUAAUGUACACAAAUGCCAGCGAGAAGCGUUUGAUAAUUGUGCUCGAAGGUGCACAACUUGAAACAGUAAAGGUAGGUAACACAUUUGAGCUACUAAAUUGUGACGAACAUGGGGGCAUAAUGCGUAAGAACAAUCGUGACCCCGGCUCCUGUCGCCCAGACAUAACACACCAAUGUCUGCUUAUGCUGUUCGAUUCACCGCUAAAUCGCGCCGGACUGCUACAGGUGUUUGUACGCACCGAGCACAAUGUGCUCAUAGAAAUCAAUCCACAGACACGUAUACCGCGCACGUUUAAACGCUUUGCCGGCCUAAUGGUACAGCUCCUGCACAAGUUUCAAAUACGCGCCAGUGAUUCCUCACGUCGCCUCAUGGCCGUCAUCAAGAAUCCCAUAACCAAUCACUUGCCGGUGGGCUGCAAAAAGUAUGCCAUGUCCUUCACAGGUAGACUGGUCAACAAUUGUCGUGAGCUUGUGCCACAUGGCGAGGAAGGCAGUACUGCCUAUGACGAGCCUGUAGUUAUGGUCAUUGGUGCCUUUGCGCAUGGCGCACUCAAAACAGACUACACUGAAGAAUUGCUGUCAAUUAGCAAUUAUCCAUUAUCGGCAGCCAUAGCCUGCUCCAAGCUCUGCACAGCCUUCGAAGAGGUUUGGGGCGUUAUAUAAAUAUAGUCUGUAGCUGUUUAUAUAGUUAACUAUUUGUUUUUUUUUUUCUCUCUGACUAGAAUUAAAAUAAACUGUAAUUUAAAGGAUGCGAAAUUGGUUAUUGCUGCAUUUUUAAACUUAAAUGUUACAGUGCAUACAAUACAAUAAUCCGGAUAACAAGUUGCUUCACAUUGCAGACUCUAUUCUUCUAAUACUUAUCCAGACGGGUUCACAUUGCAUUACAUGUUUAAUAAGAUAAUUAUCAUCAUUUAUCGUGUUGAGAUUAUCGAACUAUUUUUCAACUGGCCAAAUUGAGGUGAAAUAUUCCAAACCAUA